Molecule: messenger RNA, 1323 nt
Organism: Spirometra erinaceieuropaei
Lineage: Eukaryota; Metazoa; Platyhelminthes; Cestoda; Diphyllobothriidea; Diphyllobothriidae
Source: the annotation of a GenBank genome assembly
AUGGAAAUCUCCGAUGACAAGGAUAAGGCUGAACACCUCUCUCAGUUUUUCCGGUCCGUCGUGACAAGUGAACCUGAUUUUCUCUCUCCCAUUUGUGAAGACGAAGAAAAGCCUACCCUUGAAGCCGUAUUCUUCACCGAAGCAAUGGUUCGGAACGAGUUACCUAAUCUGAAAGAAUCGACCUCCCCAGGCCCUGAUGCAAUCCCCGCCAAGCUGCUGAAGGAGCUAGCUCCCGACAUGUCCAAGCCAUUAGCCUUGAUCUUCCAAACAUCAUUUCUUACUGGAUGCCUGCCCUCUGACUGGAAGUCCGCUACCAUCACUCCGCUUUUUAAGAGCGGAAGUCGUGCGUCUGCAAAUAACUACAGGCCAAUGAGUUUUACCUCCAUCUGUUGCAAAAUCAUGGAGAAUAUCAUUAAGAAGGCCUUGAUGCAGUUCCUCGAGCAGCACCACCUCCUCUCUGAUGCACAACACGGCUUUCGAAGUGGUAGGUCCUGCCUGACGAAUCUGCUCUUUACGCUCGAACGCUGGACCAAAGCACGUGAUGAAGGCAAGGUGGUGCACGCCAUCUACAUCGAUUUCAAAAAGGCCGUCGACAGCGUUCCCCACCAACGUCUCUUGCCCAAACUGCGCAACGCAGGAAUUCGUGGACGCCUUCUUGUAUGGAUCCAGAGCUUUUUGGCUGGACGGUCCCAAAGAGUGCAGGUCGAGCGUCAACAGUCCUCAGAGGUAAGCGUGGUGAGUGGCGUCCCACAGGGCUCAGUCCUAGGUCCCACGUUAUUCCUCGUUUUCAUAAAUGACUGCGUAAAGGACUUAGACUGUGAUACCAUCCUGUUUGCCGACGACAUUAAAUUGUGGAAAGUUAUUCACAAUGCGGCAGACGCAGACCACCUGCAAGCAAACCUGAACAGACUCGAAGACUGGUCGAAGCGCUGGCUUAUGCCCUUCAAUAUAAGCAAGUGCAACUUUCUUCAACUAGGCAGCUUCAGAGCCUCCAGCCCCAGGACUUACUUUCUAGAGGGCACACCACUGCAACAGGUUGACACUCAGAAGGACUUGGGUGUAUGGAUUACAUCUUCACUCAAACCAACACUGCACUGCGCGAAGGCGGCUAAAUCGGCUAUGGCUACACUGCAACUCAUUAAGCGAGCAUUUAUUGGAUUUGAUCCAGAUAGCUUUUCAAAAAUAUUUGGCACCUACGUGAGGCCUCAUCUAGAAUACGCCAUACAGGCGUGGAGACCUUGGAUUGCCAAGGACUAUACCGUUUUGGAGAAGGUCCAGAGACGGGCGACCAAAAUGACACAAGGUCUGGGAGCGCUGUCUUAA